Molecule: messenger RNA, 741 nt
Organism: Mesorhabditis belari
Lineage: Eukaryota; Metazoa; Nematoda; Chromadorea; Rhabditida; Rhabditidae
Source: the annotation of a GenBank genome assembly
AUGAGUGAGGGCAAAUCCCUUACGCUGUCUAUUUUCCUCUUCGCUCACAUCGACGGUUUCUUUCUACCGGCUCGUCGUAACGACGCACUCCUUUCCCGUCCACUUUCCCCCAAUCACUCCUCGAAUCUCCAUUUUGUUGGCGGGGCAGCUGCCCGUAUCGGUGCCGCUUAUUUCCCCACUCCUCCAACCAUCCUCCAACUCUCAACAGUCAUUUCACCGCAUUUCACUCAUGCCAAAAGUCGACUCAAUCCAUCGAUGGGUAUCGAUUUUGAGCCAUUAUCUGGGCAAUGGGUCGCCAUCAUUACUUCACAUGUACACGAUUACUCAGCGGUUGCCUUACUUCCCGUGGCGGUUGUCGUGUGUCUAGUGAUUGCCGUAGCUGCCCUUUAUCAGUGUAGACGGUGUCGGCAUCACAGGAAACAGAUUGAGCAACUUGCGUGGGUGUACGAUGUGCUAGAGGAUGCUCUCCCCUCUCCAUUACCCGUUCAACGACAACACUCGAAACCGCCCACUCCUCGCGCGUUUCGACCACCCGAUUCACCGCAGCUCUCCCCAGCGCAACGAGUUUCUCAAGCAGUUCGCCCACCACCCGCACAUUCAUCGCCAUUUUUUCAACCAGCUUGCAAGGGGAGAGCACUUCGAUACGAUAAUUUCACGAAAGCGACUUCAGCUACAGAGGUGAUUUUUCACUUCACUUCUCUCCUCGACGAGAACUCGACGAACUCAAUCGAGCAACAUGUU